Molecule: messenger RNA, 300 nt
Organism: Necator americanus (New World hookworm)
Lineage: Eukaryota; Metazoa; Nematoda; Chromadorea; Rhabditida; Ancylostomatidae
Exons: 1
Coding region: 1-300 (99 amino acids)
Source: RefSeq, a predicted model, not a curated record
AUGGCCCCUCGCUAUCUGAGGGAAGAUGGACAUGUCAUUCCAAACGCUCUUCCCUCCGAAGUCCGACAUGCCAUCAUGUUGCUGAAGAAUCGUACUUCACCCGGUCUCGACAGAAUCAAGCCUGAGCAUUUGAAGUACCUACCGCCAGUCCUCAUCACACACUGGCGAAGCUCUUCACUCGAUAUCUUUCGGAAUGCAAAGUUCCUAAACAAUGGAAAACCAGCAAGACCCUGCUGUUUUAUAAGAGGGGAGACCCACGAGACAUCGGCAACUGUCGUCCAAUCUGGUUACUGUCUGUAA